UGAAUUAAUACCUUGACUCAUCCUUCCACAUCCUCGACUGCGAAAGAGGCAACACACAUCUACCAGCCGUCACCAGACGGCCCACCAUCCUCAAAAUGCCGUCUCAACAAAUCAACCAACCCUCCAAUCAAAUCAAACUCACAAACGUCUCCCUCGUGCGGCUAAAGAAGGGCAAGAAACGCUUCGAAGUGCCCGCCUACAAAAACACCGUCCAAGCCUACCGCGCCGGCAACGAAGACGACCUGGACAACGUGCUGCAAAUCAACAACGUCUUCAUCAACGUCUCAAAGGGGCAAGUAGCGCCGAACGAGGACCUCAAAAAGUCCUUCCCCGGCCUGACGCGCGAGCAAAUCGUGCUGGAGAUUCUGCGCAAAGGCGAGGUGCAGGUGGGCGAGAAGGAGCGCGCGCAGGAGCUGGAUAGAGUGCAUAAAGAGGUCAUCGAUAUUGUUGCGGGCAGGCUGGUUGAUCCGAAGUCGAAGAGGGUGUAUACCACCGGCAUGAUUGAGAAGGCGCUCGAUCAGCUUUCGAGUCAGGGUGGACAUGCAGGGCGGCAAGCGGGGAAAACCGCACAUGGAGAUCAUACUGGCAGCGAUCGCAGCAAGAGUCGCGAUCAAAGUACAGCGACUGCAGACGGUGCGCAGCCCAACGGCGACGCCGCCGAACCUGCAGCACGAGAAGCCACCAAACCCAUCUGGAAGGGCGUGAGCACCACCCGCUCCGCCAAGUCCCAAGCACUAGAAGCCAUGAAAGCGCUAAUAGCACACCAACCCAUCCCCGUCGCGCGAGCAAGAAUGCGCCUCCGCAUCACCUGCCCCAACAGCAUCCUCAAGCAAAGCGUCAAAGCCGCCCCGAAAGCGAGCAACGAUGACGACGACGAGCAACAACAACAAGCACCAGGCACCGUCAAAGACAAAAUCCUCUCGUUCGUCGAGCAGGUGGAGCACCAGGACACCACGAGUGGCGAGGAGUGGGAGGUGGUGGGCUUCGUGGAGCCCGGCGGGUUCAAGACGCUGUCGGAGUUUGUGAGUACGCAGACGAAGGGCCGGGCGCGGGUGGAGGUGCUGGAGAUGGCUGUGACGCAUGAGGAUUGAGGCCUUGUGCGUUUUGUGGGCAUUGCGUUCUAGCGACUGUGCGAGCAGGCGAGAGUGGUUUUAUUUGAGGGGCCAACAAAACACAUCGAGCGAUGAAGUUAGAUGAUCUAAAUGAU
Molecule: messenger RNA, 1207 nt
Organism: Neohortaea acidophila
Lineage: Eukaryota; Fungi; Ascomycota; Dothideomycetes; Mycosphaerellales; Teratosphaeriaceae
Product: SBDS protein C-terminal domain-containing protein
Exons: 1
Coding region: 96-1091 (331 amino acids)
Biological process (GO): ribosome biogenesis; cytosolic ribosome assembly
Source: RefSeq, a predicted model, not a curated record